Messenger RNA from Protopterus annectens (West African lungfish), 8151 nucleotides. RefSeq names its product guanosine monophosphate reductase 2 (gene GMPR2). The transcript has 9 exons. Lineage: Eukaryota; Metazoa; Chordata; Ceratodontiformes; Protopteridae. The record is from RefSeq and is a predicted model, not a curated record. The coding region runs from base 527 to 1471 and encodes 314 amino acids. Gene Ontology annotation, molecular function: GMP reductase activity. Gene Ontology annotation, cellular component: GMP reductase complex. Gene Ontology annotation, biological process: nucleotide metabolic process.
ACUUUGAUCAGCAUGUUGGACCCUUUCACGCCGCUUUAGGCCUAUUCCUAAAAAGCAAAAGAUCAGUGGAACGAGAAUAAAUGGGCGUAAACAAGAUCCAAUUACGGAACUUUCACUCGGCUAUCACUAGGUUAGCCGGUUGACAAAGGACAGUAAUAACCAAACUAUAACACAGACUAGCGAAAACACUCAUUCCAGGAAGACCCUUACUCAGCACAGUUUCCGGUUACAAAACUCAUUACCUUUGACCCAUACCCGCCGUCAACAAAAAACAUAAAAAAAAAGAGUCCCGCUUGACUGCAGUGAUUGCCGGGAAUUGUAGUUCUCAGGUCCUUUAAGGCAAAAGUUCAUCUCUCAACGAGUUUGCCUGUAUGCACGCGCAAGAUCAGCGGGCAUGAGCUCCUCGAUAAACUACUUCAGUCUGAGACGCAAGGAAGUACAGCUACGCAGGUGCAGACCGGUUCUCCUUGAAUAACUGCAAUUCUGCGUUAAAUAGUACACAGUUAGACAGUGAAUCAAGUCAAUAAUGCCCCGAAUCGACAAUGACAUCAAGCUUGAUUUUAAAGAUGUUCUUCUGAGGCCAAAACGAAGCACACUGAAAUCACGAAGUGAGUUUACAUUGCAGUUUUGUUUAUUUACCACUGUCCACAAGCACUACUCUGUUGAUGACUGGAAGGAGUUUGCAUCUGAAGAACCACAGUGCCUUAAGAAUGUAGCUGCAAGUUCCGGUAGUAGUCCAGCGGACCUUGAAAAACUGACUGCGAUCCUAGCUGCUGUACCCCAGAUCCAGUACAUUUGCCUUGAUGUUGCAAAUGGAUAUUCUGAGCACUUCGUACAAUGUGUGAAGGAUGUCAGGGAGAAAUUUCCAGAUCACACCAUCAUGGCUGGCAACGUGGUGACAGGGGAGAUGGUGGAAGAACUGAUUUUGUCUGGAGCAGAUAUCAUCAAAGUAGGAAUUGGACCAGGAUCUGUUUGUACGACAAGGAAGAAGACUGGAGUAGGAUAUCCACAGGUCAGCGCCGUACUUGAGUGUGCUGAUGCAGCGCAUGGCCUUGGGGGUCAUAUAAUUUCGGAUGGUGGUUGUACCUGUCCCGGAGAUGUGUCAAAGGCAUUUGGUGCUGGUGCUGACUUUGUGAUGUUGGGUGGAAUGCUUGCUGGCCACACAGAAUCAGGGGGAGAAGAUAUUUUCAAGAAUGGCAAACGAUAUAAGCUGUUCUACGGCAUGAGUUCUGAGACUGCCAUGAAAAAGCAUGUGGGUGGAAUUGCAGAUUACAGGGCAUCUGAAGGAAAAACAGUGGAGGUAGAAUUUAAGGGAGAUGUGGACGAAACUAUCCGCGAUAUUCUAGGAGGUGUGCGCUCCACCUGCACCUAUGUGGGAGCUGCAAAGCUGAAAGAGCUCAGCCGCAGAACUACUUUCAUCCGUGUCACACAACAGUUGAACCCCAUCUUUAGUCAGCCAUCAGAUAUAUGAUUUUUAGCAGUUACAUCAUGACUCUGUAAAUGCAGCAUAGCCUUUAAUACUCUGCGCCAAAUUCUGGGGCACCCUUAGUCAAGUGCCCAUGGAAAGAAGUUCCUGGCUUUUGAAAGCAGUGUACGGUGGAACUUUUGUUCAUUGUUUCCUAACAGCUCUGCAAGCAGAAACAGUGAAAAGGUGUCACUGUACCUGGUCCUAAUUUUUACUGGUGAUUUUGUGAUUAACUAUAUAGAUGUUGUGGAAUCAAGGUGUCAGUUCACAGUGCAUGCAGCACUCUGUGAUUUGGAAUGUGUGUGGUAGAAUUGUUGCCUGCUGCAGCUCUUAGCUGCUUCAAUUACCCUUCGUCUUACAGAGAGUACACUUAAGUGCAUCACUUGGUUACUGGGAGCUAGCUGCUGUUUCACAUCUGCAUAGUGACAGCCUACCUGUUUUCAAUUUAGUUGGCAUUAAUUUAAAAACAAAAGUCUGUUAAGGAUAGCUCUUCUCAGAGCCAGUAUUGGUAAGGAACUUUAAACAUACUAGCUGAAUUCUUUUCUGACAGAAUUGUAUUUAUUCCCCUUCAGUGUUCAAAUACAGGUUUCAUUUACACUAGUGUGGUGCCUGGAAAAAGGAGAGGUCUCUUUCUGCACGUUCACAGAAAGGUAACUUGUUUCCUAAUUAGAUAAUCUGAUAUGAUUCAAUUUCACAACGUUCCAGUGAAGAAAAGAGUAUUGUUUAAGGCUACCCUAUAAUUCUCAUGGCCACGGUGUUAGUGAAGAGGUCACUUUCUUUGAUAGUACAAUAUAAUACCAUUGGUCUUUGUCACAGUAGUUUAAUCUCUGAGGAGUUAUUUUGGAAGCCCCAUAUACAGCAGGUGUUCCAACGAUUUCCCUGGAAUAUAACAGAAGAUCUUUCAGGACUUGGACCAGCCUUAAUAUCAAAUAACUGCAGCAAUACUCAUUUAUAUUCAUGGCCCUGACAUGCAUUCUUCUAGCUACACCCCCCCCCUUUAUUCCAAAUCCAGGGUAGGUACAUUUCUUUUAUUCAGUUCCCUCUGUACUAGUUUCACAGUUUAAAAAAUAACUGUCACAGUGAGUUCUUGAUAUAGCUUUGCCUGUUCAUAAUGGUCACUGGAAAUGUGCACUAAAAAUGGGAGAAAAAUCUUUCAGUUAAGCAAAAUCUAUGAUACUUUGUAAGGUAGGAUACAUGCAGACUACACCAGUCAACACAGAGGCUGUGAGAAUCAUACUAUGGCAGUACACUGAUGUAAAUGGUACUGUGUGACAAGGCUGUAAGAACCUGUUUCUGUGACAGAAACACCAUGAUGUCAUUCAGAACAGAGGUACUGUCACAGGGUUGUAAAUGUGGAAGUAAAGGAAUAAUAGUACAGAGGUCUUUGUUGGUGACCAUAGCAGCUGUCAGUGACUGCAGUAGUCACAUAUCCACUGCAGUAAUGACACCAUUUCUGUUAGUAUCACAUUUAUGUCCAGUGUGAGCCCAGUGGGCAUCAUUGCUUUUUAAAGUUGAAGUGAGAUGAUUUCCACUUUUACCUACAGUGCUGUACUGACCACAAGUUCACACUUGCAACUUAGAAGUUGUUAUAGGAAUUCAACCUUCUAAAUCCAGAGUCUGAUACAUAGAACAACGCUGACGGUUAUUAAUGAUAGAUAUUGAAGUGCCCACAUCCAGCCUUACAUUUUGCAGCAGUGUACAAGGGCAAGUCUUCCCAUCUCUCUCCUUCCUAUCUCAGGAAGGCAAUAUUGAUUUCAGGAUGGUCUUGGAAAACUUGUAAACCUCUUUUCAUGUGUACCUGCAACAACCAGUUGCAAUUAAGAGUUUUUUGUACCCAAGACACGGAGGACACUGAUUCAGUCACACUAUAUCAGUAAGGCCUUAUCACCAAAAAGAUAGAGAUACACCAUUUGUGGAAGCCAUGUCUAACUGUGUGCACUGCAGUGCCUUUUGAAAUUUAUGGAGCUUUACCCUGACAAAGUCAUGUGAUGAUCUAUUAUUAGUGCCCCAUCGACCUCCUUUGAUGCCUCCUAGGUUUUGCCUGGGUAAGCUGUUAACGACAUAUACAACAUUUUCACAGGCAGAUUCCUUUGAUGCAUACUAUUUUUUAUUUGUUUGUUUUUGCCUUGCUAGUAUACUAAUAUGUAUUUUCUUUGGCAUGUUUCUAUGAGUGUUUGCCUUGAUGGUUUCCUGUGAUGUGUACUGAGUAUUUGCCUAGGCAUGUACCUUUAUUGUGCACUGAAUAUUUGCCCCAUCAUGUUUCUCUGAUGUACACUGAUUAUUUGACCUGGCAUGUUCUUGUGAUUUGUACAGAGUAUUUGCCCCAGCAUGUCCCUGGGAUGAAUAUUUGGCCCAACAUGUUUCUAGGAUGUGUACCAAGUAUUGUCACAAAAUACAUUAUCUUGUGUGUGACAGGAUGGUGAAGUCAGUUUCCAGAUUCUGGUUUUCAUUACUUUUUUUUAGGGGCAGAAGCUAUGUUUGAGCUCAUUUCUGAAUGCAUUACCCAAAAUAAAUGCAGUCUGCCUGAGAAGCUUAAUACUUCAAAUGCAUAAAUAAUAGUGGAACGUCAAUGACAGGUUUUGAAUAUUGCUCUUAUAUAUGUAGCAGCUUGCUAAAAUAACAGGAUUUUAUCAGCAUGUAUUUUCUGAAGGAUAUGAAAUCUGAAACUCAAAUGUCAUUAUUUAGUGACUAGAGCCCUCAACAAUUCGCCAGAACAUAAUUUUUGUUACCUUAUAAAAGGUAGUGCUGGCAAUGAGCUAUUCCUGUUUUGAGAUCACUGACUGACCUGCCAACAGUCCCAUAACAAAAUAAAGUCUCCUUGCAACGUCUCAGAAAAAAGAAGUUCCCACACUACCAGAGGUGUUUUUAAGCACUUGGGAAUGGGAAACAGACUCUGUGCGUCUAACAUUACAUUGUGGGGGGGCAAAAAUUUGCAUAAAAGCUAUAUAUUUUUUUUUUUAUGUAGCUUCAGGCUGACAACAGCUUGUUUUUCUUGACCAAGAGUUUUGUUGAAAAGGGAUUAGGCUUUACUGUAAACAAAGGGAAAAUAACAAUAUGCUGCAUUGCUACUUUAUUAUUAGCAUGAUUGGAACAUAGGGACAAAAAGUGAGAAUAUAAUGCACAUCUCCCAUUAUCAAGGUUGACUUUCUACAUACUUUUAUAUUGCUUUUGCUUAAAACUGAGCUUGUGUCCUCCAGGCUGCCCUCAUUUUUACAUCAUCAUGAGAGCACUCAAGUCUGAUAUUAAUUCUUAUUGACGGUGGCUUUCCUAUGAAUAUCUGGAAUAUGAAUGAUGUCUUUGAAAGAGUGAGGUUUUCCUACAUUUAUCAGACUGCCUUGUUGGAAACAUUAUUCAAAAUGUUCCUCGUAGAUGUCUGGGUCAUUGUCAGCUUUGAUACAGACUUCUUGUCUAAAUUAUAUAAAUAAAUAUAUGUAAGAAUGUCUCAAUAGAUGGUCAUUGCUGCCGUCUGAGCUUUUUGGUGUCCACUAACUUAGAGAAUGCAGAUAAUUUAGGAACUCAUUCUUCAUACAAAGGGUUAAGAUGGGUCAGGUCACUUUAUUGUAGGAAUACAAAGUGUACUGACAUUCACUUCCAAGGAACCAAAGAUCUUUUGUAGGGACACCCCAGUAGGUCACAUAACAAGCAAACCUUCCACUUUUCAGGUGCCAUCACUCCACAUUGGGCUUUGGCUGGGAUUCUUAGAUAUUGGUGCAGUGGCAUAACUUGUGCUGCACCAAUGUACUCAGUUGUGCCUCUGCACCUUUUUGUGACUCAUAGUAAUGCACAUUCACACCAGGACACCCACAUAAACAAGUUAUGUAAGAAGAAAACAAAAUAAUGCAUAUCGGAGAUCUCAUUCUACCUGCCUUAAGGUCAUACAAACUAGUAAAGAGCUUAAGGGAACAGUCAGGAAGCUUACAGCUGAAUAUGAACUUAAAAUAGUUAAUGAAACCAAAAAUAGCGACAGAUUUUAACUAUAUCAGGAAGUUAAAAACUAGCAUCCAGCAGUGUUCAUAGCUAGUCCUCAAUAAUACUGCCCACUCUAAUCAAGGAAGAAGGUAAUACGCUAGAUGACAAAUUUAUUCCACCCACAGCUAUAGCUGUUCCACAGUCCUAGCAACCUCCUUUAAUUACUAUGGAAUAAGUCUGCUUAGCACUCUGAAAGGCUGCUACCACCACCACCUCUUUCAUGGGCUCUGAUAACAUUCCAUGUUGCCUGAUUAUCAAUACCAAAUAUGGCCUAUCUGAAGCCCUGCUAAUCCUCAUUAUUCUGAGCCUCUCCACUGGUUACAUUCCCAAAACUUUGAAAGCAGCCAUUGUAAUGCUUUUACACAAGGGUAUCUCAAACUCAGAUACUGUAGACCUUUAUUGUCCUUAGUCUCAUAUGUAAAGCUGUAGAAGAGCAUUGGUGAAAAAUAAUUCAAAGUUUCUACUGUCAAUAUGCUUUGGUUGACAACAUAGAUGGUGAACAGGUGUUCAAUAUCAACAGUCUGUGUGGUUGGGAAUAUGCCCUGUUCACAGGGACUGUGCUAUCUCAGAGCGGUACAGCAGUUGGCAUUGUCACCUUACAGCAGCAGUUUAAGUCUCAGCUGUGUGGAGUCUGCAUGUCCGCCCUGCAUUUACGUGGGUUUCCACCCACAUUCCAAAGAUAUGUAGCUGGAGCAUUUCUCCCCAGGUCUCUGCUGAAAAUGGGCUCUGUCCCGGUUGGACUUUCCCAGUAAACAAAUGUUAAAUAAAUUAGCAGGGAGUGUGAGGAUGAAGCUCCCCACCUGGGAGAGUGCAAAGGGGGGGGGGGUUGUCCUCUGCAAAAAAUGCUUUUAACUUUGCUUGCUCAGAGAUUUAUUCUCAGAGUACGUACAGAAGCUUGUGGACAUGUUGUUGAUGCUAAUGUGUCAAUGUCAACUUAGUACAGUUGAUUUGGUUAACUAUAUCCUUCAAACAUCUUAUCUGAGAUUUCAUUAAUCUAGAUAUUAAAAAUAUGCUGACCAUGGGCUCUAAUCAGUUCAGCUGUGUCAAAGACAGAUCCUGUUUCCAGUUGAUAGCAGUUACACAUUAUGUACAGCACAUCUGGACAAGGCAAAGAGCUUUGACACUAUUCCCCAUGCAGGCAUUAGUGACAGACUUGUAAAUAUGACUAACUCCUUAUGUUCUACAAUGGAUAUGUAACUAGUUGUUUGACAGAAGCCAUGUGGUUUGUCACAGAUGCCACUUCUGAAAACAAAAAGGUUACCAGUGUUAUACCACAGUGGUCAGAGCUAGAUCCUCCCCUAUUUGGCAUAGUUUUUUUCAGUCCUUCAGGGCAACAUUCCUAAGUUAUGUUUAACUUUGUAGAUAACUGACAAUUGCUCUAACAUAGGUAAGACUAUGUUAAAAAAAAAAUCUAUAUGCUCAAGGGUCUUAAAUAUGAAAAAAUGUACUAUACUCAUUUUGAUAAAACAUUUUUACAUCAUACCAUAGAGGUAACUUACCUCUCCAGUCAGAGAUGGUGUUAAGGGAUCUGGGCAACCGUAGUGAUAGUUUUUCAUAUUUUGAACAUCAUGUCUCCACAGUAGUUCAGAAAGGCUUCUGUCUGGCUCAAAUAAUUUCCAAAGGCAUCUUGUGUAGAGCCAGGUUUACCCAUCUCAUCAGACUCAUUAUGGAAUAUAUGCCCCUUUUGACAUGUGUUUGACUCAGUCACAUGGAUAGAUUGGAUAAUUUUCACUGUAAUCAGUUAUAGGCUCCUCAAUAGGGAUCUGUUCCCAUCCUUUCAAGCCAUGAAAGAUGUGACCCCUCCUUGACCUAAUAUUCCUUCACAGAACAGAUGCUUCCUCAAACACCUAGCUAAAGUAAUUAAACCAUCUUCAACCUAUAAAUAAUACAUAUUAGCAUAACAGGUUCAUAUUUCAAUGUAUCCCCCACCUCUGGAACAAAGUUGUACUAUAUAUCAAGCAGAGUAGCACCUUCAAGCUAAACCUAGAUAAUUGGAUGGGCUGACUCAAACUUUCCUCUGAUCAGCCUUGUGUUGUCCUCCUUGAAGCUGGAGGGACCUUUUGAAUAUGAUUUAUUGGCUAUGUUUAUAAUGGUCUGUAGACUGAUUGCAUAAUACUUGUCAAUUCCCUGAUGAUAAGAUUAUAGGUAUGAAGUGUAAUCACUCAGCUAAGCAGUUCUGCUGUGCACACAAGUGCCCUACCUGCCUGUAACAGUAAAUAUGGAUGCUCACAUACACACAGUUUGCACCCCAUCAUACCUCUAUCCAUGCAUACAACUACAUACAUGCAAUAUGUACAGCUUGUACACCCACACAUAACAUACCAGUUACAGCUGUCAAAGUAGCUGGCAUAAGCUGAGAUUCAGUAGCUACUUUGACAGCUGUGAAGUAGUAGUCAAACUGCAGGGGGUGAGACAGUAGCAGAGAUGAAAAACAAAUGACAAUGUAAUAGUGAAAAUAGGCGUAAUGCAAAAUGGAUGACAUAUGAGCUGUGACAUGUUGUGACAUUUAUGAUACAUCCUGAAGCAAUAUAUGUGAAAAAGAUGGCUGUUGUUACUUAGUUCUCAGCUGUAUAUCAAAUUGUCAUUUCAUAAGCAAGAAAAAAAUUCCAUUGCAGCAGAUAGUAAAGACAAACACAAGGCCUUCUACAGUUAUGUGAAGAAUCUCCACGGCAAUACCCAGAUUUGCUCCGAGAUACUGCACAAUAGCACCUCCUAUA